Eublepharis macularius is the source of this 1429-nucleotide messenger RNA. It is a transcript of the gene CPLANE2, whose product is annotated as ciliogenesis and planar polarity effector complex subunit 2. NCBI's taxonomy places the organism in Eukaryota, Metazoa, Chordata, Lepidosauria, Squamata, Eublepharidae. The transcript is spliced from 6 exons. The record is from RefSeq and is a predicted model, not a curated record. Bases 220 to 1062 code for a protein of 280 amino acids. Gene Ontology annotation, molecular function: GTPase activity; GTP binding.
GGGGCGGAGCCUGCGGGCGCGACCGAAUUCGGGCGUCGGAAUGCCCUGACACGUGAGCCGCUUACGGGGCGGAAGGCGAGGCCCCGGAGGCCGGGCGGCAGCGGAAGCAAGAGAAGGCCGGCCGGCGCCUGACCCGGCGGAGGAAAGACAGGGCGGGAGCCCCAACCGGGCGGCUUGGGCGUGUCCCUCGCGCCUUCCCCAGCGGGGCCCCUCCCGUGAAUGCUCACAACGACCCCGCGAGGCCCCGCAGGCAUGCUCGUACCCGCCGGAUCGGUGGUGGUCCCGGACUGGCACAAGACCCAAGAGGCCCAGCGGUACUUUGGCGCCGUCCUGCAGCGGAAGAAGCGCAAAUCCUUUGGGUUGAUUGAAAGGCCGGUCCUCCCGCCACUUGCACAGGCAGACAUGGCCAGCUACAAGGUCUUCGUGUCGGGGAGGAGUGGCGUGGGCAAAACUGCUCUGGUGGCCAGUCUGGGGGGUCUCCAGGUGCCCUCGGCGCACCAUGAAACAACAGGGAUCCAGACGACAACUGUGUAUUGGCCUGCAAAGCUGUGUCAGAGUGGCCGGGCUCUUUUCUUCAAGUUCAGCUUCUGGGACUGUGGGGAGUCCAUGCUGAAGAAGUUUGAUCAUCUCCUGCCAGCUUGCACUGAAAAAGUGGAUGGCUUUCUCCUCUUGUUCUCCUUCACGGACCGUGCCUCUUUUGACGACUUGCCAAACCAGAUCUCUCGCAUGAGAGAGAGAGCCAAGAAUGCCAUCAGAAUAGUAAUUGGCACCAAGUUUGACCAAUUUGCACACACUGACGUCACAGAGCGUGACAUAGCUGCAUUCCGCCAUGCCUGGGGCCUGCCAGUGUUGCGGGCAAAGAGCCUCAGUGCCCCACCCCUGGCCGACAGAUGUUCCCAGGGCAGCCAUACUGGACUGUCCAAUGUUGCUCACAUCCUCAAUGGCCUGGCCGAGCACCUCUGGAGGCAGGACCAGUGGGCAGCAGGCCUCUCCCUCCCACUUCCUGGCCCCAAAGAGCCCAUCUCUGCUCCCCUAACAGGCGGGUCAGCAAGCGGUUCCUAGAAUAGCUAUCGGAUUGGACUGACGGGUUUUACUGAAGAGGGGAAGGCUGCCGUGGGGACCUUGACUGAGAGAGUUCAUCUGAUACCGGACCGGAAAGAGAAUUGGGGGAGGGCCGGUAGGGACAUUGCCAGAAAAGAACAUCCAGCCCUCGUGUUCCCUGUGGUGGUGGUGGUGGCAUGGGUGUGGAAGCUCCACCUCCUUGCUUGUCCUCAGCUGCAGAGCAAAGGUGUGCCAGGUAGAUGUCAACUUAUUGCUGUGAAGUUUGUGCAAGAGAGGUGGGCUUGUACACGCAAGCGGGCGCGUGCACACACACACAGGUCUCUCUCUCGGUUCUUUCUAUGACCUUCAAUACAAGCCGUGUUUUGAG